CAGAGGGAGGUUCCCCCAGGCCAGGCUGACACAUUGUGCUAACACUGCAUGCGCUGACGACGCCGGUGAAUUUUAAUAGUUUUUCUAGAAUUUGAUAUUUACGAAGGCCUGUUGGUUCCACACCCAAAGAAAUUCAAAAUGGCACAAAACGGUUCUGACGCCAAAAGGCCUAAGCUGGCUGAUGAGCUGGCAAUGUUUGAUGAAGUCUUCCCAAUGUUGAUGAAUGAUCUGGAGAAACACGGUGUACGAGAUCCCGAAACUUCUGGUGCGGUUGCUUGGUUUAAAAGGGCAGCACUUUACAAUGUGCCACACGGAAAGAAGAAUCGAGGAAUUUCAGUUGUGCAGACAUACAGACACCUUGUGGAAGAUCCCACUGAAGAAAACCUGAAGAUUGCUCGGGUAUUAGGAUGGGGCGUGGAGUUCUUGCAAGCGUAUUUCCUGGUUGCUGAUGACAUUAUGGACCAGUCUAUUACUCGCCGAGGUCAGCCGUGCUGGUAUAAACAGGAGGACGUCUCUCUCACGGCCAUCAACGAUUCCUUCUUCCUGGAGAGCACUAUCUAUCAGAUGCUGAAAAAAUACAUCAGAGAACAACCCUAUUAUGUCAAUGUGUUGGAACUGUUUUUGGAGGUGAAUUAUCAGACGGUGACUGGCCAGUGUUUGGACAUGACCACUGCUCUCCCAGAGGGAAAUGUCGACUUCACACAGUUCACCAUGGAGAGGUACAGCGCUAUCGUCAAGUGGAAAACAGCUUUCUACUCCUUCUACCUCCCUGUAGCUUUAGCUAUGCACAUGGCUGGAAUAUCAGACGAUGAUUCCCACAGCAGAGCUAAGAACAUUCUGCUACAGAUGGGACACUUUUUCCAAGUUCAGGAUGACUACCUGGACUGCUAUGGCAAACCUGAAGUCAUUGGCAAAAUCGGCACAGACAUUGAGGACAACAAGUGUGGCUGGCUCAUCGUGAAAGCGCUGGAGAUUGCAUCCAAGGAGCAAAUUGAAAUCCUGAAGGCAAACUAUGCUCGCAAAGAUGAAUUGUGUGUGCAGAAAGUGAAGGCAGUGUACAAAGAACUGGAUCUGGAAGGAGUUUAUCGCAAGUACGAAGAUGACAGCUACAGAGACCUUAUCAAACUCAUCAACGAAACCAGUGGAAACCUGCCAAAGGACAUAUUUAUCGACUUUGCCAAGAAAAUAUUUAAAAGAGAGAAGUAAAGAACUGUUGCUUGUGAUGGCCAUGUUUGUGAAAAUGAGCUACAGACAGUUGUAAAAUGCGAAUGAAAGUUUGGCAGAUGUAAUCAGAGAUUGAUUUGAGUGAUAUAGAUGUUAUAUGGAUUUUUGCCUUUGUGAAGUUCAUGGUUUGUUUGUGUUGAGGCUGUUUGUUUGUCUUGAGGCCAGUUAAAAUGGAGUACAUAUUGCUGAGGGUGCAGCUCUGAGAUGGCCUUUGUAUUUUUGCAUAGGCUGAUGUUUGUAUUUUUUCUCACGCAAAUUUUUAUCCUUUAAGUGUAGAGUUUUUUCUUUGUAAGAAAGAGUUUAUUCUAUGUAGGAGUUGAUGUCAACCUAGGAAUGUGACCCAACAUCAUUAGUGUUGAUUUUUAUUCCGUGUUCGGCAAUUUGUGCUAUGUUUUAACUGGUCACUAGAGAAACUCUACUUUGACAGUUGAAAAAAUAAUGUAAUCUGUGAGGACUGCAUUGACAAAUAUGUCAUUUUAGUACCCAAGUGACAGAAGUUUGUGAGUUAAUUGCUUUGACAUAAUUUGAUCUCUGAUUUCUAUUUUGUUUCCUCAAAGCAAUAUGAGUACUCAGUAUUUAUGCCAUGGACCAAGUUUUCUCUUAGGGAAAAGCUAUUUUUUCCCCCUCUUCUCCGACACUCAUUUUUUUCUUUGCAUUUCGGGGUAAGGACUCUCAAAAGGAAGGGUAGUCAGAUCUAGUUUUGACGACAUUCAGUGCCAUAUGGUUGUAUGCGAGGAGUAAAGGUCAGGUGCAGUAGUAAAGAGGUUAUUUUAAUACACAUUAUGACAUUUGGAUCUGAAAUACAAUGUGUCUAGUCCCGACGGAUAUGAAUGAAAGCCACAUCGUGUGAGAUGUGUGUGCUCUCCCUGUCUGGGCAUGCAUUCUCCUUUGUCUUGUUCUUCUUGUUAGUGUAACAUUCUUGUGCUGAUUUGUAAUUCUGAAUCUAAAGAGUGCAUGUCAUCAAUGUUUUCAUUGUUCUUGUUGUAGUUUUGGUAUGUAGAUUAUGUUGUCAAGUAUGGUAUACGUCAUGACUGACAGGAAUACUUUAACAAUGGUGCUAACUUAAGGGGGGAGAGGGGUGAGGGUGGGAGGCAUUCCAUUACAGCUGAUGGUUCUGAAAGUUUUGUAAUGAUUUCUAAUGCUUUUCCUAUGUCAUUAGUGAGCAGUGAAAGAAAUAGUCUGUUUUGUUAUUUCUGACCUGUCUGAUCUAUUAAUUGCCAUUUUAUGAAUAGUACUCUUGAUUUGACUUUAUCCCCCCUGGGGCUGUGCCACUGACUGAAGUGUCUUUAGGCCAUUCACAAAGGGGGGACAUUUACUUGUUCAUGCAGUAGAAUUGUA
Aplysia californica (California sea hare) is the source of this 2562-nucleotide messenger RNA. Its product is annotated as farnesyl pyrophosphate synthase. Gene Ontology annotation, biological process: trans, trans-farnesyl diphosphate biosynthetic process. Gene Ontology annotation, molecular function: (2E,6E)-farnesyl diphosphate synthase activity; dimethylallyltranstransferase activity. Gene Ontology annotation, cellular component: cytoplasm. The record is from RefSeq and is a predicted model, not a curated record. Bases 139 to 1206 code for a protein of 355 amino acids. Lineage: Eukaryota; Metazoa; Mollusca; Gastropoda; Aplysiida; Aplysiidae. The transcript is spliced from 9 exons.